This is a messenger RNA of Ricinus communis (castor bean), 3345 nucleotides long. Its product is annotated as TPR repeat-containing thioredoxin TTL1. The transcript has 7 exons. Lineage: Eukaryota; Viridiplantae; Streptophyta; Magnoliopsida; Malpighiales; Euphorbiaceae. Gene Ontology annotation, cellular component: cytoplasm. Gene Ontology annotation, molecular function: protein binding. The record is from RefSeq and is a predicted model, not a curated record. The coding region runs from base 573 to 2648 and encodes 691 amino acids.
AAUCAAAGACAGAAAAGAGAAGAAAUAGAGCUGAAAUAAAGCGAAUUACGGGAUUACAGUAGAAGCGGAGAGAGAGACGAGAAGAAAAUAUUAGUACUAACGAGAGAGAGAGGAGGAGAAGGAGAAGGAGAAGAGAGAGGAGUGAAAGCUGUCUCGUGAAGCAGCAGGUGAAGAAGGCAAAUUAAUUAUUAAAAAGAAAAGAAAAGAAAAAAGCUCUUUCUUUUGAUUGCCUCUCUUCUCUCUGUGUAAACCCAAUAACCUUCUCUUUCUUUAACACUUCACAUUCAUUCUUUGCUUCUUCCUUUUAUAUAUCACGAGAUCCCCAUCUCUUUUCUCUUUCUUCUUUUCUUCUUCUUCUUCUUCUUCUUCUUCUCUCUCUAUCUCUGUCUCAUGUCUUCUUCUCCAGAGACAUUUCUGGGUUUCUCUUAUUGUUCUUGUUCUUACUCUUGUUUUUGUUUUCACACACAUUGCUAACAAGAGUUCUUAGAGCAUAACUUUGAAGAAAGGAGCAAAAAAAAUCCCUCUGUUCUCGUUAUUUUUUCUUGAUUUUAAUAUUACUGUGAGCAAAAAAAAUGUCGCAUUCUGGGAACCCCAUUGGAGAGGUGGGUUUGGAUUCUUUAACCGAUCAGCUUCGAGACUCAUCGUGUUCACUCGAAGCUAACAAGCCUGAUUUCCGAGAACUCGAUCUGGGUUCUCCCGUUUCUCCAUUGAGAACACGCGGCCUCAACACGACCACCACCACAACAACAACAACCACUACUAGCUCCAGCUCCAGCUCAUCUGGAUCCGCAUCCGGUACACGAAAUGGGCCACACCCAGUUCUCAAAUCUAACCAUUCCGGCGAACUUAGCGAAACAACUUCGAUCAGAACUCCAAAACCCAGUUCAAGAUCCGACCCGUUAAUAUACUCCGGGAGCGGAAGUCAGAGCUCAGUGAACUCUCCUGCACCUAUGAAUGUACUUCCCACUGGGAACAUUUGCCCAUCAGGGAAGAUCUUAAAGACAGGCAUGGGAAUGGGUCAUCGGAGCUCCAAAAGUGAUGUCUUGGGAUCAGGAACGGGUAAUUACGGCCACGGGAGCAUAAUGCGGGGUGGAGGAACGGUGAAAUGUAGUAACUUGGAUGUGAGUAGUAGUAAUAGCAGUACUUGUAGUAGUAUUAGUAGCAGCAGCAGCAGCAGUAGUUUUAGUGUUCGUGGAAAUAUUGGUGGUGGAGGCAGAAUGCUGGAUCCAGAAGAGGUAAAGAAAGCAGGAAAUGAAAUGUACAAGAAGGGAAAUUUUGGAGAGGCAUUGGUUCUGUAUGAUAGAGCUAUUGGUAUGGUACCAGGGAAUGCAGCUUACAGGAGUAACCGAGCCGCGGCUUUGAUGGGAUUAGGAAGGGUAGCUGAGGCUGUGAAAGAGUGUGAAGAGGCAGUCAGGUUGGAUCCUAAUUAUUGGAGAGCACAUCAGAGAUUGGGGUCUUUGUUUAAUAGGUUAGGUCAGGUUGAGAAUGCCAGGAGGCACCUAUACAUUCCAGGGCAUCAUACAGAUCAUUUUGAAUUGCAGAAGCUACAAUUAAUAGAGAAGCAUCUAAACAAAUGUUCAGAUGCUCGGAAGGUUAAUGAUUGGAGAAAUGCAUUGAGGGAAGCUGAUGCUGCUAUCACUGCUGGAGCUGACUAUUCUCCUCAGCUCUUUAUUUGUAGAGCUGAAGCUCUUUUGAAGCUCCAUCAACUUGAAGAUGCCGAAUCAUGCCUAUCAAACAUUCCAAAAUUAGAACCAUAUACCAACUCAUGCUCACAGAGUAAGUUCUUUGGGAUGCUUUCUGAAGCUUAUUCUUUCUUAGUUCGGGCACAGAUUGAGAUGGCCUUGGGAAGGUUUGAGAAUGCACUUACAGCUGCUGAGAAAGCCGCUCACAUUGAUCCACGAAAUGUUGAAGUAGCUGUGCUUCUUAAUAAUGUGAGACUGGUGACACGAGCACGUGCCCGUGGCAAUGAUCUCUUUAAAUCUGAAAGAUUCACUGAAGCUUGCUCAGCAUAUGGGGAAGGCCUCAGGCUUGAUCCUUCAAAUUCUGUUCUCUAUUGCAAUAGAGCUGCUUGUUGGUUUAAGCUUGGUGUAUGGGAGAGGUCUAUUGAUGACUGCAACCAAGCAUUGCGUAUCCAACCUAAUUACACAAAAGCCCUUCUCCGAAGAGCUGCCUCAAAUAGUAAGCUAGAAAGGUGGGCUGACGCAGUUAGGGAUUAUGAAGUUCUGAGGAAGGAACUUCCUGAUGACAAUGAAGUUGCUGAAUCUCUAUUUCAUGCUCAAGUUGCAUUGAAGAAAUCUCGUGGAGAAGAAGUGUAUAAUAUGAAAUUUGGUGGUGAAGUGGAGGAAAUAUUGGGGCUGGAGCAGUUCAGAGCAGCAAUUUCUUUGCCAGGUGUCUCAGUAGUUCAUUUCAAAUCAUCUUCUAAUUUGCACUGCAAACAAAUAUCUCCAUUUGUAGACGCACUAUGUGGUCGCUAUCCAUCCAUAAAUUUUCUCAAGGUGGAUAUUGGCAACAGCCCAGCAGUUGCAAAUGCUGAGAACAUAAGGAUUGUACCAACAUUCAAGAUAUACAAGAACGGCAGCCGAGUGAAGGAGAUUGUCUGCCCAAGUCAUGAUAUGUUAGAGCAUUCGGUGAGGCAUUACAGCUUUUAAAAAUCAAAGCUCUACUUGUUGUACCACUAUAUAUCCCAGUUUUCACAUUACCUUCUUGCAAAGCGAACACAUGGGAACUCUUCAGUGCGCCCCCAGUCUUUCCUCCCACCGUGUAAGGAAUUUCCAGAUACCUGUCACAUAAAAACCAGAAGCUACAUAAUAAUCCAUACCGGCCAUUACCUAAGGAACCCAGAGAGAUAGAUUAGUUCUCCUUUAGCCGUUUUAAUUUAUUCAUUCAUUCCUCAUUACUCUCUGGUUCCAUGUUCUUCCUGCCAUCUCUUCUUUCUUUUUUUCCUUUUUUUUUUUAUAAUUUUUUUAUAUGCUUUUUAGCAUUUCUUUUUCAUUUUCUUGUAGGCCAGCCUGUUCUUGUGUCCCCCCCUCCCCCCCCCACUUUCUUUCACAGAAAAAGAAAAAAGAAACAUAAAAGAUAAAGAGAGAUGUACAAUUGAUUAAGUUUGUUCCCUUGUUGUAUUAGAGAGAGAGAGAUAGUGGCAGGCUGGUAGAUGAGGAUAUUGUACUUGUAUAUAUGUGAUAUAUACAGAAAGAAUUGGAAACCUUGAGGGAGAUUGGAUGCCUGGUGGGUACUUAUGGGUUUAGUGAAAAACAAGGAUAAAACAUAUGUUGUUAUCAAUAUUGUUGUUUCGUUCCUCAACCAUUUCAUUUCAUCAAUAAAAUUAUUCCCAUUUUUUUUACUUUA